Molecule: messenger RNA, 2227 nt
Organism: Brachypodium distachyon (stiff brome)
Lineage: Eukaryota; Viridiplantae; Streptophyta; Magnoliopsida; Poales; Poaceae
Product: F-box protein At2g32560
Exons: 5
Coding region: 721-1959 (412 amino acids)
Molecular function (GO): protein binding
Source: RefSeq, a predicted model, not a curated record
GUGAUUUAGAUUUGUCCAAUACGAAGGUAUCCAUGCCUACACCCACGCCUCGCAGACAAAGUUUGGUGGUUUGGCAGGGCGGUGUUGGGAGUUAGCAAUAAGUAGUUGUCUUGUUCACCCACGGUUCACCAACCGCCGGGCCAUCACCUCCGAGCCUACAAAAAGGGACGAUCGACCGAUAGCGGCCACGUUAAACCCACCGUGUUUCACUUCCUCUUCACCUAAGUCGAAUCUACAAUCCAACAACCAAAUCCUCUAGUAAAACAAAGGCAGAGACAAAGAAACGUGCCGCAGAAGCAGCUCGUGUGAUGAGCAUGGGCAUAGACAAGCUGCUGAAACUGAUCGCCACCAUGCUCGUCUGAGUGAGGAUUAGUGAACGAACUGCUAGUGCAGUGCUGGUGCUGCUACUGUGGUUAGCUUUCCAGCAGUGGGGCUCCUCAAAAGCAGAGAGGUGAGACUAGAAGCACACAUCAAGGCAAGGCGGAGGAGGCAGGAAUCAUUCCCCUGCAAAGCUGCCGGCGCCACCUCGUCGGCGCUGUCCCCGCUUUCCUGGGCCGCGUGGGGGCCUAUCCCUUUCUCUUCUCUCUCUCUGAUGGUCCUCUGAUUGGACUUCUUGGGUGUGCUGUGUUGCCGCUGUCGUCGCACCACCACCACCACCACCACCCCACCAGCACCAGCACCAGCUUCUCGAUCGAUCGAUCCUAGCCCCCUUUUCUUGAGAUGCUUCCGCUGCUGCUUAUAUCCACGCUCCCGGCCUUCACGCUGCUGCUCGUCGCGCCCGCCUCUUGCAAGCAGCCCUGGAAGCUCGUCCGGGAGCUCGGCCUCGUCGCGCUGCUGCUGGCGCGGGAGCUGCUCAGCCUUCAGAGGCACCCCGCCGCGGCGGGCAGGGCCAAGGAACGGCAGGGCGGUGUCCUCAGAAUGCCGCCGUCGAAGGCGAAGGCGGUGAAAGCGGAGGAGCCGGCAUUGGCGGAGGAUGCCGACGCGGCGGCGCUCCCGGUGCUGGACCUGCCGGAGCUGGUGCUGGACCGCGUGCUGCAGGAGCUGUCCCCGGCAUCGCUGGCGGCCGUGGCGUGCGUCUGCGCGGGGCUCAGGGACCGCUGCUCCUCCAUGGACGGCCUCUGGGAGCGCCACGUCCGGCGCAAGUGGGGCCGCGUGCUCAGCGCCGCCGCGCGCCAGGAGUGGGAGGCGGAGCUGCUGCUGGCCGCCACCAGUACCCUCCCGCGCUCGGCGGCCAGGCGGAGGAGCUGGGUGGACUCGCUGGCGUGCGCCUGGCCCUUCUCCUGGACCCGCUGGCUCAAGGGGGACGCGGCCACGACCGCCGCCGCCGCCCGUCCCGCGCCGCCAGCGGACUCCAAGUCCAAGGCCGCGUGCUGGUACCGCGCGCUCGAGUGCGGCCAGUUCUGGUUCCCCGCCCAGGUGUACAACCGCGAGCAGGACGGGCAUGUCGGCUUCUUGCUAUCGUGCUACGACGCUCACCUCCGCUAUGACAGGCGAACCGACACCUUCACCGCCAGGUACCCGCCUCACGGCCGGAAACUGGCCAAGGAGGAGGACGGCGUGCAGUGGUGCAGGGUCCGCGCGGCUCCGGCGAGCACGCCCCCGCCGCACGAUCUCCACGUCUCGGCCUGCUUGGACGACCUGCGCCCCGGCGACCACUUCGAGAUCCAGUGGCGGAAGAACAAGGAUUUCCCCUAUGGCUGGUGGUAUGGUGCCGUGGGCCAUCUGGAGUCGUGCAACGCAAACGAGCAUCUCUGCCGUUGCCACGAAGACGAUGCGAUCGUUCUGGAGUUCAAGCACUACGCGCCUGGUUCGAAGUGGAGGCAGACCACGGUGAGCAGGAAAGACCACAGGGAGAAAGGGGACGAGACGGACGGUUUCUACGGAGGCAUCAGGAAGCUCCAGACCAAAGACGAGAUAACUACCUGGCGGAGGUUCUGGCCGGUUGAUGUCCUCAACUGAAGAACUGCUGCCAACCUGCUCCUCUGAAGAGCUGCUGCUGCCCGCUUCUGAAUUUUCCCUUUUUCUUUUGUUGGGUGGAGAUUUUUAAGAUGAAGCAAAAGAUUUGCUCCGUAGGAGAUUUAUGUGAAUUGUAGAUGAUGGUGUACAGCUUUUCCAUGUUUUUAGUUCGCGCUGGGCUGUUGCCGGAUCCUGGUUGAUAUGGCAGCUUGUAAAUUGUCUGAAUUAUAUAGUACGUACGGUAAAUCGCCGUCAGAUUAUCUUUUGGUGA